AUGGAAGAGGCUACAAAGAAGCCUCGAGGGAAUGGGGACCAUUUUGUUCCAUUUUGUUCAUAUACCAGUAUGAGAUGUGGAAUGUUUGUUGGAUAUAUAUGCAAGGUGCAAGUGCAAAACAUGUUAUAUUUCCGAUGUAUUUUAGAUUUUUCCAUUACUUAUGAACACCAGGUUCUCAAGUAUAAUGAAACUAAAACAUACCAUUUAUUUGAAAGGGAAACCAUUGUUUCAGAUGUAAGAGAAACCUCUGGUCAUGCUGUGAGAGGUUCAGUUAACACAUGUCUUGUUAAUUUCACAAGAAAUAAAGUUAAAUGUAUAGAACCUGAUAGCUUGCAGCUCAAACGACACUAA
Vicia faba (fava bean) is the source of this 351-nucleotide messenger RNA. NCBI's taxonomy places the organism in Eukaryota, Viridiplantae, Streptophyta, Magnoliopsida, Fabales, Fabaceae. The record is from the annotation of a GenBank genome assembly.